Molecule: messenger RNA, 917 nt
Organism: Ichthyophthirius multifiliis
Lineage: Eukaryota; Ciliophora; Oligohymenophorea; Hymenostomatida
Exons: 2
Source: RefSeq, a predicted model, not a curated record
AUGCAUUAAAAGUUUCUCGUUUUAUUAUUAUUAAUUUGUUUAAUAUCUUAAUCUUUAUCAUAAUUUGUUUUCAAGGGUUGCUUUUAAUAAAUUGGAAUAGUAACCGAAGAAAUAAUUAAUAUCGCUUAAAAUGUUUCAUAAAAAAAUACAACAAUUUAAACAUUCUUGACCAAAACUUACAAUAUCGUAAAGAACGUAGACCCUUUAUUCAAAUCAUGUGGAUUAAACGUUCGUUACUUAAAUAAAACUUAAGAGUGGGGUCCUAAAAAUUCUGAAAAUUGUUUUAAUAAUAUUGCUUAAAUUUAUGAUGGAAUUGCUAAAGUUUAUUAAAGCUAUUAAUCUGGAGGUAAUUCCUUUUAACUUAUGGGGCCUAUUGGAAAUCUUGUUUCUUUGAUUAAUACUACAAAAAUCGAUUGUCAUCCUACUCACUUUGAGUAAAAUCACAUAUUACUCUAAUAUUCUCUUGAAGAAACUUACGAGUUACUUAAAUAAGAUUCUUCAAAAUGUUUAAAUGAAAAUAGUUCAUUAGCCAUGGCUUCUGUAUAAGUUGCAAUGAAUAUUGCAAAUAAAGAUAUAAACGGAACUAUAUCAUCAACAAUUAAAAUUUUAAAAGAUUUACCUAAAGUUUUGUUAAAUUGUGGAUAAUAAAAAAUUUAUGAAAAAAUUAAAGUUUUCGAAAGUAUUGAUUUUGAUGAUUGUGAUUAAGAUUUGAAAGAACUCAUUGCCCAUGUCAUGGAACUUAUUAAUAAUAUUAAAAGCAAAGGUUAUUUCGCUUUACUUUCUAAUGCUUAAGGAAUUUAUAAUGAAAUUAAAGAUUUGAACACUCAUUGCAGAAAAAACAAUAACAUUGUAGCUUUAAUGUUAGGUAAAGUAAACUGAAAAAAACUAUGCUAAAAUAAUCUAGUCAAUAAGAAAAA